AUGGCGUACACGGGGUGCACUACGAGGAUUGUGAUAAACAAACAGCUUAGCGAGAAUAUACAAGUCUUAUCGAGCGUAAAACAAGGAUGUCCUGCGUCUGCACUGCUUUUUGCUAUCUAUUUAGAACCUCUCUGUCAGAAAGUGCUACAGAAUGACCAGGUGCGAGGGUUUCGCUUGAUGUCCGCGGAGGUCAAAAUUCUGAGUUACGCGGACGAUAUUGCUGUGUUCUGCCAAGACCGGGAGAGUGUCAGAGCAGCACUAAACGACGUGAAGUCCUUCUGUGAGUGCACGGAUAGUAAAGUAAAUUGGAGUAAGUGUCUUGGAAUAUGGCAUGGAAACUGGCACAGCACACCAUCGUUAUAUGAAAACAUUACGUGGAAGGUCACACCUGACAAGUACUUAGGUGUACCUCUCCAACACUACAGGGACACAACAGAAUAUUGGAGAGAAGAAACGGAACAGCUAAAAAUCAAGACGAAAAAGUGGGGUGGGCGAGACUUUUCCAUUUUUACGAGGUCAACAGUCAGCAACAUAUUUCUUAUUUCAAGAGUGUGGUAUGUUUUACAAGUGCUAUUUAUGUCACGCGUUGCUGUACAAAAGCUCCACAGAGUGUUGGCAGUGUUUAUCUGGGCUUCGACGUGGGAGAGGACAAGUCGCACAAAUCUGUUCCGUUCUGUGCAAAGUGGGGGGCUAGGUCUUGUACACUUGUUCCUGAGGCAGAUAGUGGCUAGGUUUAUUUUUUUACGAGAUCAAGGUGAUUGUUUUUUGAGAACGGUGAUACAUGUGCGGUUGUCCAAAUUUUUGCCUGAUUUUAUUGUAACCACAGUCAACGGGGUGACAAGGCGACCUAGGGGUUACAUGCAAGAAGUGAUUGCGGCUUUGGAAAUUUUGAGAGUGCGAUUUUCGAUGGAGUAUCUCUCUAAGGUGUCGCGAAAGAGACUGUACAAGGACCUCGUAGAAAUUAUGUUGCCAGAGCCUCUGUAUAGAACAUUGUACCCCAAUGGGCCAGGGGAUGACGUCUUAAAGAGAGUGAAAAAGAUGCCAGUUCGGCCCUCAGUUAAGACAUUCUUUUUCAAACUUCAUAGUGGCACACUCCCUACGUUACCUUGGCUCCGUGAAAAAGGAAUAUUUGUCCCUUGGUCAGUAGACUGUAUUAUCUGCAGAAAACCUGAGACAGUUGACCACAUUUUUCUCGACUGUACUGAUGCAGUCUUUCUCUGGGACAUCCUUCAAAGGACCUUGAAGAAAGAACUGCCCGUUACGCCGUAUGGCAUCCGUUUUCUGCCUGUCAUAAGCGUAGGGGGUGUGCCCUACGAUAUGUUCAUGGCACUGGUUCUUCACAGUGUGUGGAGAACACGGAUGGCAGUGCGAAACGUAGACGUGAAUCCCCGGCCUGCUCGAGAGUAUUUCAUUGAAAGUGUACAAUAUUUGAUGACUGCAUACGAGGCACAAAAUGAUAAGCCAGAGUGGUUCCCCUGUUUGGUUGAAUUGGUUGGCAUGAAGCGUCUGCCUUUUUAACUCCCAUGUGCUGAAAGGUGGGGCAGCACUUUUAUA
Messenger RNA from Rhipicephalus sanguineus (brown dog tick), 1554 nucleotides. RefSeq lists its product as uncharacterized. The record is from RefSeq and is a predicted model, not a curated record. NCBI's taxonomy places the organism in Eukaryota, Metazoa, Arthropoda, Arachnida, Ixodida, Ixodidae. Bases 1 to 1518 code for a protein of 505 amino acids. The transcript has a single exon.